Messenger RNA from Gallus gallus (chicken), 1310 nucleotides. RefSeq lists its product as uncharacterized. Lineage: Eukaryota; Metazoa; Chordata; Aves; Galliformes; Phasianidae. The record is from RefSeq and is a predicted model, not a curated record. The transcript has 2 exons. Bases 378 to 1079 code for a protein of 233 amino acids.
GGAAAUUAUAAAAAAAGAUACAGUAACAGCUGUAGAACUGGGGCCUGAGUUGCUUCACAUGGCUCUGAGUUGGCCCCGUAGUAAAAGCAAUAUCACUAGCCUGGGUUGUUCCCUGUUAGGUGAUGCAGUUUUUUAAUGGCAUUUAUUAGGGGGUAAUUAUAUAUAUUUAUAUAUAUAUAUGUGAUAUAUAUAUAUCAUAAUAUGUGGAGAUGAGGUCAGGAAACUCAGAGCAUAGAUUCCUGACCAGUCUGGUGGCCUUCUAUGGUGGAGCAACGGCAUUGGUGAACAAACAAAAGGGCAACUGAUGUCAUCUACCUGGACUUGCACAAGACCUUUCACAUGGUCCUGCACCACAUCUUCAUCUCUAAAUUGAAGAGAUGUAUGGGUUUGAAGGCUGGACUAUACAGUGGAUGAGGAAUUGGUUAGAAGGCCAAAGCCAGAGAGUUGUGGUCAGCAGCUCUAUGUUCAGGUGGAGGCCAGUGACAAGCAGUGUACUCCAAGGGUCAGUUUUAGGACCAUUACGCUUUAACGUCUUUAUCAAUGACAAAGAUGAUGGGAUUGAGUACACCCUCAGCAAGUUUGCAGACGACAAGCUGAGUAGUGCAGUUGAUAUGACAGAAGGAAGGGAUGCAAUCCAGAAGGUCCUGAAUAAGCUCAAAAGGCGGACCCAUGUAAGCCUAAUGAGGUUCAACAAAGCCAUGGGUCAGGGCAAUCCCGGAUACAUAUACAGAGUGGGAGAAGAACUCACUGACAGCAGCCUGGCUGAGGACUUAGGGGCUUGCAGCCCAGAAGGCCAACAAUAUCCUGGGCUGCAUCAAAAGAGGGGUGGCAGGAGAGUGAGAGAGGGGACUGUCCCUGUCUACUCUGCCCUUGUAGAGGCCCCACGCAGAGUACUGUGUCCAGGUCAGGGGCCCCCAGCACAAGAAAGACAGAGAACUGUUGGAGAGGGUCCAGAGGAGGGCCACGAAGAUGAUCUGAGGGCUGGAGCACCUCUCCUACAACAGCAGACUGAAGAAGCUUGGCUUGUUCAGUCUGGAGAAGGCUCCGGGGACACCUCACUGUGGCCUUCCAGAAUUUAGAGGGAGAUUAUAAACAGGAGGGAGACUGAUUUUUUACACAAGUCUGAUAGCAAUAGGACAAGGUGGAAUGGUGGUUAGAAGCAGCUCUGUGACUGCACAGAUGCACACAAAAAUUAGCUCACACAAUAUUGGGUGAAACAGCCUGACAGCCUACACGUGGGCACUGUGGAGCUACAGUGUAGAGCUGCUAUGCUUGUAUAUUGCAGCUAGUAAUCACUUAUACUUGUUUUG